AUGCCUCCCGAACAGUCUCACGAAUCUUCCACAGAGGGUCGCGACCGCCGUCCCUACGGUGCUGAGAGUGAAAACGCAGUCGCGAUCUCUGAUACCAUGCAGCCGUCCACCGAUGAUUUAAAGACCACCAAGAUCAAGACUGAGGACAAUAGCCAGGAGUAUGUCAGCGGAGUCAAAGUCGGUCUGAUCGUCGUCUCGGUCUCCCUGGCUUGCUUCCUGACAGUGAUGGAUAUUUCUGUCAUCAGUAUUAUCACCGAGGACUUCAAAUCCCUAGUUGACGUUGGCUGGUAUGGCAGUGCGUAUAAUCUGGGCAGUGCCGCUCUUGUGCCUCUGACAGGCAAGAUGUACAAUCACUUCAAACUCAAGUGGAUCUUUCUUGUGCUUUUCCUUGCCUUCGAACUCGGCUCUGUAUUUUGCGCAGCAGCACAGACGUCGGCAAUGUUCAUAAUCGGACGAACCAUCGCAGAAUUGGGUGCUUCUGGUAUCAUCAACGGAUCAUUCACGAUCACCUCCGCUUCGGUUCCCCUAGAGAAGCGACUCCCUUUCAUUGGGGCGUGCAUGGGAAUUUCCCAACUUGGCCAGGUGAUAGGACCUCUCAUUGGUGGUGCUUUCACAACGGGCUACACUUGGAGAUGGAGCUUUUACAUCAAUCUUCCCCUUGGAGCCAUCGUCGCCAUUCCGUUGGUCAUCAUCCACAUUCCUGAACAGGUUGCAAAGCAGAACCCACUCCACGUCCUCAAAGGCCUCCACCGUUUCCUCGACCUUAUCGGCUUCGCCUUAUUCGCUCCAUCAUUCAUCAUGCUCCUUCUCGCCUUGCAAUAUGGGGGAAACCAGUUUCCGUGGAAAUCGUCUCAAGUCAUUGGUCUUUUCUGUGGCGCGAGCGUCAACGCCGUUGUCUGGGCUUUCUGGAACCGUCACAAGGAAAAUGAAGGCCUUAUUCCGACAUCUAUGGUUAAGAGACGCAUUGUCGCUAUCAGCUCACUCAACUAUGGACUUUUCAUGGCCGUGGUGUUUGGUAGCGUGUUUUACCUUCCGAUCUACUUUCAAGCCAUCAAGGAGAAGAGCGCUAUGCUCAGUGGCGUUUAUCUCAUGCCGAACAUCCUACCACAAAUACUCACGACAAUCUUGACUGGUGUUCUGGUCCCAAAGGUCGGCCGGAUCCCGCCAUUCGCUCUAUUUGCGGCGGCUACAACAGCAAUUGGCAGCGGCCUUUACGGGACCUUUCAGCCGAACACUUCGACAGGGAAAUGGAUUGGAUACCAGAUCCUGGCCGGAGUCGGACAAGGCUUUGGCUUUCAAAUGCCGCUGAUUGCCAUUCAAAACGACACCAAGCCUGAGCAUCUCGCCGAAGCAACAUCCCUCCUCGUCUGGGCGCAGUACGUUGGCCCGACGAUCUUCAUCGUAGCUUACAACACUCUCUUUACAUCCAGUCUGCGCUCGGAGAUUCCCAAGCACGCAUCCAAUGCGGAUGUAGAGGCUAUUGUUGCGGCUGGAGCUACGGAGUUCCGCAAGCUGGUGUCUGCUGAAGAUCUCCCAGCCGUCCUGGUGGCGUAUGCAAAUGCCAUUGAUCAUGUGUUUUUCUUGGUUGCGGCAGUCGGUGUCUUUGCCUUUCUGGCUGCCUUCGGUAUGGGUUGGAGAGAUAUCAGGCAGAAACCGACUGCACCAGGGACGAGCAGUGAUCACGGAUCUUCUAGUCCUGCUCAAGCUUGA
Molecule: messenger RNA, 1710 nt
Organism: Colletotrichum aenigma
Lineage: Eukaryota; Fungi; Ascomycota; Sordariomycetes; Glomerellales; Glomerellaceae
Gene: mlcE-1
Product: Efflux pump mlcE
Exons: 6
Coding region: 1-1710 (569 amino acids)
Biological process (GO): transmembrane transport
Molecular function (GO): transmembrane transporter activity
Source: RefSeq, a predicted model, not a curated record